AUGCAGAACAACUUGUGUCUUUACCAAAAAAUCUACAACACCAAGCAAACGUUUGUCCAGGCAGGCACAUGUAGGUACGAUAACUGGGAUUACCGUUGGAUCUGGACCAACUUUGGACAACUCUUUAACUGGCAGACAUUGGAAUGUAUGGCAGGUGAUCUCCAUUCACGCGAUAAUUACAAAUAUUAUGUGACGAUGAAUAAAUGUGACAGAAAUAAUCAGAGACAAUUAUGGGAAUGUGUGGGUGAGAGGAUCAAGCAGACACAGUCAGGCAGAUACAUGUGCCACGGAGAACAUUUUGGAUAUGUGACAACAAAAAAAUAUUACUGGGGUUAUCGAUCAAAAUGGACGCGCUUUGGUUCCAAAAAAGAUGAUGUCUGUUCACAAGGUAUAGUCAGAUUCUGAAAUUUAACAAUGAAUUAAUAAAAUACCUCUUCAGGCAUUCAUGAGUGGACGUUUAGACACACUAUAGCGCCAAAUAAGGGAGUGGUCAUUAUUUAUGGGGUGGUAGGGGGUGGAUGAUUUUGAGGAGGGGUUACAAAAUUUGGAAAGUUGCUGAAGGAGGGGUUAUGUUGAUUCUUGACUUGAAGAAGGAGGGGUUACUAGAAAAAUAGUCUUAAAGGUUUUGAUAAAUAAUUAAAAACAAAACAAAAUAAUUAAUGCACAAACAAAAUAACUGAUACAUAAACAAACUUAACAAAUCGAAAUAAUUACUACACUGUAGAUAAUGAAUAUAUUGUGUUAUCACAUGCCAAGCUGUAAAAUAAACAACUUUAGUCUCAGCCCUUAUAUUAAAUUUAUAAAAUUCUAGUGCGCCAAUAAUAAUAACGUUGGUCUUGAUAAUUUUAAGUACAAGGUCAGUAGAAAACUUUGUGUUUCUGAAAUUGCAAUGAUAAAACUCAACGUUUAUUUUGUUUUGAAUUUAUGGAUAUACUUGUUCAAACGAUUUUCUUGAAGAGGGGUUCAAAUUUGUUUGAACGUGCGAAUGAGAGGGGUGGUGAAUUUCAACAAUUCCUCAAGAGAGGGGUUAUGGAAAAUUUUAGCUUGUGCCCCCCUACCACCCCAUAAAUGACCACUCCCUAAGCUAACGACAGUUUUUCUAGUGCAACGUCUAGCCCAAUAGUCUCAACGUUAAGAGAUUGGCAGAACUAACUUCCCAGCAAAGGGCCUUCGCUCGAACGUCGAAGUUUUACUUGUAUUUUUCAGAAAGUUGAAUCCCUAGAUAUCCAUCUCAAAUAAGGGACCGGUCAUUAUUUAUGGUGGGGGGUGGCACCGAAGAGAAAUGUUUUUCGUGGCAAAAAUUUUGCUUACCCAACCAUUAAAAAAUCAAAAAUUUGAUUACCCAACCUCAAGUAUCAUUUAAAAAAUAAAUACCCACCCCUGGCCAAAAACGUUACAAAAGGAUGUCAUUCAGUUGUCACACAUGACAGUCUCCUCGCAGACGUUCUUAGUAGUCCUUUACCACUUCUGUGAUACGUUUGAUAACGUUCGGCUUGUGAAUGUUUGAUAGUUUGAUAACGUUCGGCUUGUGAAAUUUACUGACUUUUCUGCAGUCUAAAGUUUCAUGUUGUCUGCACAUUUGCUUUCUUUGGAGACACCAUUUGUCUCCCAACAAAUCGGAAAAUGAUGAAGAUAUAGAUUGAUUCACAUAUUGUAUUGACAUAUGACUGUUGACUUUGAAGUUUUCAGUCUUCAAUAUUUGAGUGAGUCAUGCUUUGGAAUUGACAAUAAAUUUUUAUUACCCAACUUUUGAGUGGUUUUGUUUUUCACUUACCCAACCUUUUACUCACUCAAAAUUUUGUUUACCCAACCGUUUUCUCUUCGGUGCCACCCCCCGCCAUAAAUAAUGACCGGUCCCUAACACAAGUGCAUGUAACCUUUGUUCCAGCUAAAUUUACUAUAUUUUAAAUAUUAUUAUUUCCCGCCUAAAAUAUAAGUCCAUCAAAUUCCAUAGAACCCUUACCUUCGUUUAUCUGUACCACGAGAAUUAAGGUGACUCAUAUUUGCUAUACACUUUAAUUCCCUUGCAAACUUUUACCGCCUACAUACAGUGUGUCAAAAAAACGCUAUGGAAAUUCAACAGGCUGUCGUGCAUCAUAAACGUGGCUAAACAAUUCAAUUUUUACAUAGGACGAAAGAACAGUUAUUUAGUUUUUGAAUGAUACUCUUUUUAAAUCGUAACGAUGAGAAAUGGCCAUACUCGUCAAAUAAAAAUUGCCGGUCGAAAUCACAUUCUUCCACCGUUGGGAAUUGCAUGGAAAACGAAACAUAAACAAUUCCCAAAGAGGGAAUUGAAUGUUAAAUUAUCUAAAAUAAGCUCAACUCGUCAAUCUUCGUCUUAGUGAGAGCAUAAGAACGUCAUUGCAUUAAACAUGGUUCAAUUAACCCUGCAUGAACAGAGAACAUUCGUAAUCAAAACGUUUUACGAAACAAGUACCUUGCAGCAGACUCGCGGUGCUUUUGGAGUGAUUAACUUUGCAUAAUUAAUGUAGUUCCAAUUCCCAACGGUGGAAGAAUGUGAUUUCGACCGAAACUUUUUAUUUGACGAGUAUAUGGCCAAUUCUCAUCGUUACGGUUUAAGAAAUAUAUCAUAGAAAAGCUAAAUAACAGCUCUUUCGUCCUAUGUAAAAAUUGAAUUGUUUAGUUAAGUUUGUGAUGCACAACAGCCUGUUGAAUUACCAUAGCGUUUUUUUUAGACACCCUGUAUAUCGAAUUUAUAAAACAUCUUGACAAAAAAAUUGCACAUACCUUGAUUCCCUAUAUUUUCUUCUUAGCUGUAGGAUGUGAGACAUUCGCAGAUGGUUCGCCUCUCCUCAUCCUUGAUAAAACAAAAUGUGAAGACCAGUCAGACUGUUUGGGAAAUAAGGAAAUCAGUUUGAGCAAGACGAAAUGUAUCCUCUUGCCAAAUAAAACUCAAUAUUUACACAAUGAUACAUGGGAAACAUUGGAAAUGAAGAAUGGCAGUUUCGCAAUUACAGCGGACAAAGUAUCCCUCCCAAAUGCAGGUUUUUAUUUACAAUGGGAUUUGAGCAAAACUCCAAAAACCUGGGGAGGCCUAAUGGUUAAGGUACGAUUCGAGUGUGAGGAUCCAAGUGCUGCAACGAUUCGUAAAACUGAACACUGCGUCGUAAUUAAAUACACCGGAACUUUUAAAGGUAAGCAUCAAUCCACAAAUUUUUUCAUAUGAAAGUAUGUAGUCUCCUCACGAUUAUAGUGAAUAGCAUUUAUAUCGGUAGUUCUGUCUAAAUAGUUGCUCUCUUACGAUCUCCAAUGUUUACUAGAGGGGCAAACAGGACUACCUAUAAGAAAACAUACAUGGUAUCUGGUAAUGUAUCAAACUGUAACUAGUCUACCCUGUAAUCGAGGCGAGAAUAUUUAAUCACUUAUAACAGCAUAUUGCAGCAAUGGACCCCUGGUUAUACAUGUUAUAAUGCACUAACCACUGUGCAAGAUUUUGUGUGAAUAGCAAAGGAUCUUCAUUGCUACUAUGCCUUGUACAAAACAUAUAGCUCCAUUUUAAAUAGCUCCCUUCUGAGGCAAUAUAGACGUAAUUAUUUUUAAUAUAAUGUACCUAACCUAAUCCAACAGGUUUUCAUCAUGAUGGUGACGACGACGGUGAUGAUAAUGACGGUGAUGAUAAUGAUGGUGAUGAUAAUGAUGGUGACGAUAAUAAUGGUGAUAAUAAUGAUGGUGAUAAUGAUGGUGAUAAUAAUGAUGGUAAUGGUGGUGAUAAAACUAACAAAGACAAAACAGAUGCAGACCAAAAGAACAAUGGUGGUGAUAAAGACAACACUCAAACUAUAAUUAUAAUUGUCUGUGUGUUGGUCGUCCUUUUUUUAACUGGUGUCGUAGUGUUCGUUAUAUACAGAUACAGAAACAGGUAAGCUUCUCUAGAGGGUGCAGUAUAUCUGACCUGUCGCAUGGUACUAUAGUUCUGGUCAUUGUAUUAUAUAGUUUUUACAUUCAUCCUUUCUAGGAAAAGUAGUUAUACAAACCAUACCAGACAACAUAUACUGAUACACUGGGAUUACAUGCCGAUGUUGUCAAUAAUAAAAAAAUGGACAAGUAAACCAUGGCUGAGUCAAUGGAAAACCAACCCAAUUAGCGUAAUAAAAUUCCAAAGCUGCAGAUUUCGUAGAAACUAUAUCACACACAAAAAUUAAGUCAGGUAUAAUUUGCCCGAUUGCACGGGAAAAAUAUUGGUAGUAAGUUUUUGGGCAUGAUAUUGUCCAGACGAUCAUUUGAAUGUAGCCGUACUAUACGUACGUUUUUGAAUUGUCACUUCAUUUCAAACUUUUUGUUCGUCGUAGGUUUGUCCGCUCCGGGAGAAGGAAGGCCGAAAGACAAGGUAUAAUUUUAAUUUGUUUCUGUUAAUUUUUUUAAAAAUUCUCUUUGUUUGUAAGAGACGUUGUCACUUUAACUAGCCUUGUAAAAUGCACGAAUAAUUAAUAAGGCCACAAACAAAUCACGACGCGGUAUUUAGGUCAUAUGUGCACACUUGUAAACCGCAUUAAAGAUCAGAAAGUCGUGUUAGAGGGAUGUUUAUGAAAGUUAACUAUACCAAUGAGAAGCAUGGAUGUUUAUGAAAGUUAACAAUAUACUAAUUCAGGUUUUAAUGGCACGCUAAUUAAGCGUGAGAUUGUCCCCAUGAUGGGCAAAGUAAACAAAUAAAUUCAUUUUACAAGAUUUUAAAAUAUUCGCAACUGAUCUUUAUGGGCAUUUAACAAUGGCUCGCGCGUUGUAAAUGCCCAUAAAGAUCAGCUGCUCAUAUUUUAACUAGUACUUAAACAACUCAUUAAUGAUUCAUGAAGAAAAUACAAAAGAAAUUAAUGUUUAAUCAAUGUUUAUAAAUCGGAUAAAGAUUUGUCCGGAUUUACAUAAGCUUAAGCUUUGAUUUUCUCGGCUUAGACAACGUUUAUUUUAAAAAUUAUUUCGCCAAUGUAUAUCAGAUAAAGAUCGGCUACUCAUGUCUCAACUAGUACAUAAAACUUUGACAGACUACUUUUAAGUGAAAUAUUUGGAUGACUUGUUAAAAUGGUUUCAAUUCGCAUGCAACUAAUGCAUGUACCGGCAUGCACUCCACCAAUAUUUAAUGUUAUCCAAUUUUACAACUAUACAGAUGUGCCACCCAAACAAGAAUAUGCAGACGCUAUGAACCCACUCUAUCCAGCAAAUAACAACUAUUCGGGGCAAAGAGAAUGUGAACUUUACGAAUCAACUCCCGACAAUGUCUACCAAAAUGUAGGCACUGGCCAAAGAACCGCGGUUCCAUCACCUCAAAAUCUUACGUAUGACUAUGCUGUCGUUGAUGGUCCAUUGACCAAGAGUGAGCGAUCGAGUGUGGAACUUGCUGCUACACAUGGGAAAGAUACACCUUUGGAGGAUGAAGGACUUAGACAUGAUAAAGAGGAGCAGACAGGAGAGACAAAGGAUAUAACUCAAAGUACCAAACCGCCACCACCACAUAAGUACCAUGCUCUUGAAGGACCAUAACUGUUUAUACAAAGAGAAAAAGCUGCUUUAGCCUCAGAACUGUUCAAGUCCGUGAUGCCCUUUGCAUAAUUCUUAUAGCAGAACAACGUUCGCAAUUGCUGCAACUUGCAACAACAAAUGUUUACUGAGAUUGAGAAUUUUCACUAUUUAAAUUCGUCAAUUAUCAGAAAUAUUAAUAAUUUAACUCAACUUAUUUUAAGUAAUUAUUUUUACGCACGUUAGUUUAAUUGCAUGUUAUUUAAAAUGGAAACUUUGUAAAUAUUUGUAUAGGUGAUCGCAUGGGGCCGAGUAAAAUUAAGGUUUAACUUCACGCGUGUUUUCAAAGUUUCGCAGUUUCAAUUUGUGAAACAUUGAAAACACAAGUGAAAUUAAACCUUAAUUUUACGAGGAACUAUGUGAUUACUUGUUAAUCAUAGAGGGCAAAAUUUAUUCGUAAGUAAAUUGUGAACUUGUCAAGAUUCAAGUUCUUGAACCUCGUAUGUCUCCAUGUCUUCGCCGAUGUUUCCUAAUGCUGCCUUGCCUGCCCAUUUCUUAAAUACUCCAACCAAUAAAUUUGUACUUUUUCUAGUGUUCAAGUUUUCACUAGAAGUUUUUAAUUCUUCACUAACAUCAUUAUCCGCGACGACAAAGCGAGAAGCGCUUGUUAUCAUUGCUAUUCAAUUAAAACAAGAAACUUUCCGCGCUUGCGUCUCAGCCAAUCAGAUACAAGUAAUUUUGGCCUGAAUUAAGAAAAAAUGCCCUCCUCAUUAGCCAAUCAUAUUUGAGUAAUUUUGCCCUCUAUAUGAUUAUAAAAGAAAUUGCCAGUAGAUUUCAUGUACAGGUCACGUUGCCUUCUUAAUUUAAAUCGUCUAUUCCAAUCGACUCACUAACGUUAUUGUU
Messenger RNA from Paramuricea clavata, 6372 nucleotides. NCBI's taxonomy places the organism in Eukaryota, Metazoa, Cnidaria, Anthozoa, Malacalcyonacea, Plexauridae. The record is from the annotation of a GenBank genome assembly.